This is a messenger RNA of Annulohypoxylon maeteangense, 1047 nucleotides long. RefSeq names its product Der1-like family-domain-containing protein. The transcript has 3 exons. Gene Ontology annotation, cellular component: Hrd1p ubiquitin ligase ERAD-L complex; endoplasmic reticulum membrane. Gene Ontology annotation, molecular function: ubiquitin-specific protease binding; misfolded protein binding. Gene Ontology annotation, biological process: endoplasmic reticulum unfolded protein response. The record is from RefSeq and is a predicted model, not a curated record. NCBI's taxonomy places the organism in Eukaryota, Fungi, Ascomycota, Sordariomycetes, Xylariales, Hypoxylaceae. The coding region runs from base 261 to 1013 and encodes 250 amino acids.
UUCCUGCCCUCCCAUUAAUAACCGAGCGCUGCUCCCCAAUUGGCCAACCAACAUGCGAACGGCAGCGCUGUCUGCGUCUCUGCGUGUCGUGCCACCAUAUUCGUCAUUGCCACCUUGAGGCUCAAGUAGUCUUGCCGAAAGUAAAACGUGUCUUUGGCGUACCGUACUUCCUCGACGGAGACUUGCACGAUUGAAAAUCGUUGUUUCGCACAUUGAUCACAAUACGCCGGUAGUAACAUUAUCCACAAACCAUCGCAAUCAUGGCCGACAUACUCAAUGUCUAUAUGGGCACACCUCCUAUUGCUAGGACGGUCGCAACAGCUGUAUUUCUGUGCUCUGUAGCUUUCUACACGGGCAUGGUCAGCGCCGAGCCCUUCAUCUUCCACUAUUCGUUGAUCUUCAAGUAUCCUCCUGGGCUUUACCGACUUGUAACAAGCUUCCUGUUGACAGGAUCGGGAAUGUCUGUGCUAUUUGAUACAUACUUCGUCUUCACAUACUUGAGCCAGCUCGAGGGCAACCCUAAGUUCAAGAAUAAGGCGGACGUGAUCUGGUACUUGAUAUUCGUCGCCGGUGUCAUUUGUCCCUUAAACGCAUUUUUCACCGAAGGCAUGCUAUUACUGCAUGCAUUACUCACUGCACUAUGCUAUACAGCAACGCAAGACCAGAGAGGCAUGAACGCACACUUCUACAUCAUCACUAUCCCAGCACAACUUACGCCUUACUGUCUCCUGCUUGUCCAGCUCCUAUUCCCUGGUGGCUGGGUUAGCUUGAAGAUCGGGUUGACGGGUCUCGUUGCUGCUCAUCUGCAUGACUUCUUAACUCGGAUAUACCCCGAGUUCGGCAACGGCAUCAACCUCAUUCCGACUCCAGGUUUCCUUACAUGGGCUGUGGAUGCACUGGGGGUCGGGGAAACUACCCCCGGACCAGCAGAGCAGCCCCAGAGGGAAGGAGCUAGGAGCGGUCCUUUACCGGAUUCAUGGAGGAGUAAGGGUCCUGGUAGACGUUUAGGUUAAGACAGCACGUGUUUAAAUAGUUAAUGAUGGACGA